Ciona intestinalis (vase tunicate) is the source of this 2545-nucleotide messenger RNA. Lineage: Eukaryota; Metazoa; Chordata; Ascidiacea; Phlebobranchia; Cionidae. The record is from RefSeq and is a predicted model, not a curated record.
GGUAAUGUUGUCUUAGCUGCUAUCUACACAUGCAAAAUAUUGGAGCAUAUUAUUAGAUCACUGUAUCGUAAUUUAUAAUGGCGGACGUAAUGGACCCCCAAGGCGUACACGAUUUAGAUCGUCAUGUUUUGGCGUCUUAUCUUGCAAAGAUCCUAAGCAAGUCAAGUUCUCAGCAAAUGGACAUCAAAAUGUUCAAAGCUGGCCAGUCCAAUCCAACAUACUAUGUGAAAUAUGGUAAAACUGAAAUGGUAUUACGUAAGAAACCGCCAGGGAAACUUUUACGUGGGGCUCACCAGAUUGAUCGUGAAUACAAAGUGAUGAAUGCACUUUACAAAGUUGGCUUUCCUGUCCCUAGAAUGCUCUCCUACUGUAAGGACCAGUCACUUCUUGGAACAGAAUUCUUUGUAAUGGAGUUCCUACCCGGUCGAGUUGUGUCACAAACAAUGAAAGGAAUGAAAUCAUCUGAAAAAAGGUCUUGUGUAUUAAGUGCAACAGAGACACUGGCAAAGUUGCAUUCUUAUAAGCCAUCGAAUAUUGGUUUAGAUGGAUAUGGAAAAACCUCUGGAUUCUGCAGCAGAGUGUUGAAUACAUGGUCGAAGCAAUACAUGGCAGCUGCACAUAAAGAAAUCCCUGAAAUGAAAGAACUAAUAUCAUGGCUUGGUCAUCAGUUACCACAUAUCAAAGAUGAGAGCAGCGUAAUACAUGGGGAUUAUUCAUUGAAUAAUGUCAUGUUUCACCCUACUGAGGGAAAGGUAUUAGCUGUGUUGGAUUGGGAGUUGUCUACCAUAGGCCAUCCGUAUGCAGACUUUGCCUACCUCUGCAUGAUGUAUCAUGUACCACAGGAGUUUUUUCUAUUACGAGAUGCAAGUCAGAGUGAUAUAGAGCAGUUAUUUAAGGAUAUUCCCACAGAAGAAGAAUUGGUGAAAUAUUAUUGUAAACUGCGAAGUAUCUCAUACCCAAUACCAAACUGGAAUUUCCAUCUUGCUCUCAAUUUCUUUAAACUUGCUUCCAUUGUACAGGGAGUAUACAGUCGGUACUUAAAGGGCAAUGCCAGUUCUCCAUAUGCCCCAAUAUACGAAGCAUUAAUUCUUCCGCUUAUACAAACGGCACUUAAGUUAUCAAAAACCGAACCAGGCCAGAACUUGGACAUGACUCUCUCACCUUCGCCCAAAGGGAAAGAAGUUCUCGAGAAAGUGAAAAGGUUUCUAAAAGAAAAUUGUGAAGCAAAUGAAAAGGUGUAUCAUGAUUAUGUAAUGUCACAGAAAGACCCGUUUUGUGUUGUUCCAAUUCUGGAAGAAAUUAAGAUAAAAGCAAAACAACAAGGGUUGUGGAACCUGUUCUUACCGGAUGUAAGCGGUUUAAGCAAUGUUGAUUAUGCUCACAUAGCUGAACAGUUAGGCAAGUCACACAUGAACUCGGAGGCAUUAAACUGCAGUGCACCAGACACUGGCAACAUGGAAGUGUUGCACAUGUAUGGCAGUGACUACCAGAAGCAGAAAUGGUUACAACCUCUUCUUGAUGGCAAAAUUCGAUCUGCCUUCUGUAUGACUGAACCACAAGUGGCUUCCAGUGAUGCCACAAACAUGGAAACCACAAUCACCAGGGAUGGAAACUCUUAUGUUGUAAAUGGAAGAAAAUGGUGGAGCACUGGUGCUGCAAAUGCGAGAUGUACUUUUGGAAUAGUGAUGGGAAGGACUGGUGGUUUGAACACACACAAACAUAAAAGUCACAGCAUGAUUGUCGUACCCUUUGAUACACCAGGUGUCACUAGAGUGAGGAACUUAACAGUGUUUGGCUAUGAUGAAGCGCCAUCUGGUCACAGUGAAAUGUUGUUUGAAAAUGUUCGCGUGCCUUUGGAGAACCUUAUACUUGGGGAGGGACGAGGAUUUGAGAUCGCACAGGGAAGGCUUGGUCCUGGUAGGAUCCAUCACUGCAUGAGGUCUAUUGGUCUGGCAGAAAGAUGCUUAUCACUUUUGGUAGAGCGUGGCAUGCAGAGAAGGCCUUUUGGAAAACGCAUUGUGGAACAUGAAGUGGUUCAACAUAAGAUUGCACAAUGCAGAAUUGCUAUUGAUCAGUGCCGACUGCUAACACUACAUGCAGCUCAUAUGAUGGAUCAGUUUGGAAGCAAGAGAGCUCGCAAGGAGAUUGCAAUGAUAAAAGUUGCAGCUCCAAAGAUGCUUUGCCAAGUUAUAGAUGAAGCUAUACAGGUGUAUGGAGGUGCUGGAGUGUCUGAUGAUUUCCCACUUGCAAAAUGCUAUGCAAUGGCAAGGACACUGAGAAUUGCAGAUGGUCCAGAUGAAGUUCACCUCAGCAGUAUUGGGAAGCUGGAAAUCAGGGACCAGAUCAUGAAGUCUAAAUUAUAAUUUAUCCUUUCCUAUUCUGCUCCUACAUCUCUGCACUUUCCUUCUCUUUAAUUGUUAAUGAUGGAGAAGUUAGGGCAAUAAUUACUAAUUCAGUUCCAAUUUCAGUAGACUUUACUUUUCCUAUGCAAAUAUCUAUCUUUGCGAAUAUUUCAAAAUAAAUAAUCAUAUACGAUAACACCAAG